This is a messenger RNA of Corylus avellana, 3798 nucleotides long. RefSeq names its product putative glycosyltransferase. Lineage: Eukaryota; Viridiplantae; Streptophyta; Magnoliopsida; Fagales; Betulaceae. Gene Ontology annotation, molecular function: protein binding. The record is from RefSeq and is a predicted model, not a curated record. Gene Ontology annotation, cellular component: cytoplasm.
UUCUCAAAUUUACAGAGAGACUCUUAUGAUUGGUCGUGUGUAAAAUGUCUUCGCUUUCUCAUAAAGAAAAUUAAAAGAGAAAAAGAGCCAGCCAUCUCACGAUUCUCACCGCACUCCGUAGCGCGCAGGCGUGAAAUUUCUGUGCACACGCCACACGGUAGACCCGCGCACAAGAAACGCGGUCGCACGCGCACGCAGUUGCAAUUGCAAACUAUCUAAAGCCCGCCUAUCUGCCAACUUGCCGCGUUCUUUCCAAGCGAUAAGCACAACUUCGAAAAAGAACGAACCACAAUACUCACAGAGACAGAGAGAGAGAGAGAGAGAAACACCUUGUGAUUCAACCGCAUCUCAUUUCUUCAUCUCGCAAAAGGACAGCAAUGGAUAAUUCUCAGGCCCAGGCGUUGGGGCCCAGAGACCGCAGAACUGACGCCCUCGGAGACCUUCAGGUCCUUCCCGAUGAAACCCUCUGCGCUCUCUUGGAAUACCUAUCUCCUCGGGAUCUCGCUCGCCUCGCUUGUGUCAGCAGUGUGAUGUACAUACUAUGCAAUGAAGAACCAUUGUGGAUGAGUCUAUGCUUUAAAAGACUAAAUGGCCCGCUUCAGUACAAAGGGUCAUGGAAGAAAACAGCUCGUCAUUUGGAGCAGCCUCUCAAUGAAUAUGAAGAACCCUGCAGAAAACCACUGCAUUUUGAUGGGUUCAGCUCUAUGUUCUUGUACAGAAGAUUAUACAGGAGCCAUACCACAUUGAACGGAUUUUCUUUUGAUAAUGGUACUGUGGAAAGAAAGAAGGACCUUACUUUAGAAGAGUUUUAUCAUCAGUAUGAUGGGAAGAAACCGCUUUUGCUUACUGGACUGACGGACACUUGGCCGGCAAGGCAUACAUGGAUGCUUGACCAGUUGUUGCUGAACUAUGGAGACACAGCUUUCAGAAUUUCUCAAAGGAGUUCGCAAAAAAUCUUGAUGAAAUUUAAAGAUUAUGUCUCAUACAUGAAACUUCAGCAUGAUGAGGAUCCACUAUAUAUAUUUGAUGACAAGUUUGGGGAAGUUGCACCUGGUUUGUUGAAGGAUUACAAUGUCCCUCAUCUAUUUCAAGAAGACUUUUUUGAUGUCUUAGAACGAGAUCAGCGACCACCAUUUAGAUGGCUUAUAAUUGGGCCAGAGAGGUCUGGUGCCUCUUGGCAUGUUGAUCCUGCUCUUACCAGUGCCUGGAAUACCCUUCUAUGUGGUCGUAAAAGGUGGGCAUUUUAUCCACCAGGAAGAGUGCCCCUGGGAGCCACAGUACAUGUAAAUGAAGAAGAUGGUGAUGUCAAUGUUGAGACUCCAUCAUCGCUGCAGUGGUGGCUAGAUUUUUAUCCACUACUUGCUGAUGAAGACAAGCCAGUAGAGUGUACCCAACUACCUGGGGAGACAAUUUUCGUUCCGAGUGGAUGGUGGCAUUGUGUCUUGAAUCUGGAAACAACUAUUGCUGUGACACAAAAUUUUGUGAAUUCCAAAAACUUUGAAUUUGCAUGUUUGGAUAUGGCCCCUGGUUAUCGCCAUAAGGGAGUUUGCCGUGCUGGAUUGCUUGCUCUUGAACAAGGCAGUUUUGAGGAUGCAGAUGAUAGUUUCAAUUACCCAGACCUGGCUAGGAAAGAUAAGAGGGCCAGAAUUCAGAAACCUGGAGAUGGUCCAAAUCAUGAAAAAACUACCAACGGUGCCUCUAGAAGAUAUAAUAUGUGGAAACAAGGUUUUUCAUAUGAUAUAAAUUUCUUAUCCAUGUUUUUAGAUAAAGAGAAAGACCACUACAUUCAUCCAUGGAGCGCAGGCAACUGCAUGGGACAACGAGAAAUGAGAGACUGGUUAUCCAAGCUUUGGGUUGGAAAACCAGGAUUGAGAGAACUAAUAUGGAAGGGAGCAUGUCUCGCACUAAAUGCGGACAAAUGGUUAGAAUGCCUGGCAGAAAUUUGUGCCUUCCACAAUUUGCCUUCUCCUACAGAUGAUGAGAGGCUUCCUGUUGGCACGGGUAGCAAUCCUGUUUAUCUCAUGGAAAACACUGUAAUCAAAAUUUUUGUUGAAGGAGGGCUGGAAGCUUCAAUUUAUGGUUUAGGCACCGAGCUUGAGUUUUACAAUCUAUUAUGUAAAGUCAACUCCCCUCUGAAGAAUCACAUUCCUGAUGUUUUGGCAAGUGGGAUUCUUUACCUUGAAAAUGGGUCUUAUAAAGUUGUUUCUUGGGAUGGAAAAGGAGUUCCUGAUGUGAUUGCUGAGAGCAAUCUGAGUCCAGAAAAUUGCAAAGUAGAUGAAUAUCCUUUUGGUGUAUGGAGCAAGAAACAAUUAGAAUACAGAAAAGCUGCGAUUUCAAUACAUGAAUCAAUUGGUCUGGCAGGAUGCACUAGUAUAUGGCCAUACAUCAUAAUAAAACGGUGCAAAGGGAAGAUUUUUGCUCAAUUGAGAGAUAGCCUGUCAUGGGAAGAUACACUAAGCUUAGCUUCUUUUUUGGGAGAGCAGCUCCGUAACGUUCAUCUCUUGCCCCUUCCACCUUUUAAUCAUUCAAUUUUUUCAGAUAUUGAGCUGAAAUUGCAAUUGCCCUUUACUAAUGGUUUUAUGGAGGCUGUUCCCAUUAACUCAAAAAUUUCAGCCGAAUGGGAAAUUUUCAUCAGAACUUUAAUGAGGAAGAAGAAGGAUGUAUCAAGUCGCUUGUCUAAAUGGGGCAAUCCGAUUCCUAACACACUGAUAGAGAAAGUUGAUGAAUACAUCCCAGAUGAUUUUGCGAAGUUGCUUAAUGUAUUUGAGGGUGAAAAUGGCCUAAAUAAAGUUUGUAAACCUUGCUCUUGGAUACACUCAGAUAUUAUGGAUGAUAAUAUUCACAUGGAAUCAAGGUUGGUUAGUUUGUUCUUGAGUGAAAAUGCCAAAGAUGAUGACUCUAUGAAUGGCUGUGAUGAAGGUGGAAAGGGAAAAUCAUGGUGCCCUAGCCACAUUCUUGAUUUCAGUGAUCUUUCGUUAGGAGAUCCUAUUUUUGAUUUGAUCCCCAUAUAUUUAGACAUAUUUAGAGGCGACCAGAGGCUCCUUAAGCAAUUUUUAGAAAGCUAUAAACUUCCUUUCAUAAAAAUGCCACAGCAUGAAUCAGAGGAGGGUGGUGAGAAAGUUGGACGACUUUCAUACCUUGCCAUGUGCUACUGUAUUUUGCAUGACGAGAAUAUUUUGGGAGCCAUCUUCGACAUAUGGAAUGAACUCAGAACGGCAAAGUCGUGGGAAGAAGUUGAGCUGGCAGUAUGGGGAGAGUUAAAUAAUUACAAAGGCUUUCCCUGAUCGUUGUCUGCAACUCUAAACUUUGGAUGCCAUGUCUCUGCUAAAUUUAUGUCAUUUCUAAUACGCAUAGAAAAUUCGGGCACAGCAAUAUGCUAGAGUUUAUAAUGUAAUGGGUCUCAUUCAAUCCUCAUUUUCAACAAAGAAAGUAAUUAGAAAGAAAAAGAAAAAAAAAAAAAAAGACUUGUAUUUCAUAAUAAUGUAUUUAUUCAUUGAGUCGCUUAUAGAGUUGUUAAAGACACAAGAAAGAAAGGAAGAAAAAAAGACGUAUAUUUCAUAAUAAUGUAUUUAUUCCUUCAGUCGCUUAUAGAGUUGUUAAAUUGUCUUUAUUGCAACCAUAACUGGUUUGAUUGAAAUUUUAAUCGACAGAAAGGGUGUGGCCUAAUUCCUUCUUGAUAAAGCGUGUCAUUGAAGUGAAAAAAAAUUAUAUUUCAGUGUUUCAAUCCUCGUGAUUUACCUCAUUUCGACUAUAAACUUCAGUUUUAAAAUUUUUUAUUUUAAUUCCUGAGCUUUAUGU